This is a messenger RNA of Cercocebus atys (sooty mangabey), 4949 nucleotides long. RefSeq names its product U6 snRNA-associated Sm-like protein LSm8. Gene Ontology annotation, molecular function: RNA binding. NCBI's taxonomy places the organism in Eukaryota, Metazoa, Chordata, Mammalia, Primates, Cercopithecidae. Gene Ontology annotation, cellular component: precatalytic spliceosome; U4/U6 x U5 tri-snRNP complex; U6 snRNP. The coding region runs from base 1670 to 2146 and encodes 158 amino acids. The record is from RefSeq and is a predicted model, not a curated record. Gene Ontology annotation, biological process: mRNA splicing, via spliceosome. The transcript has a single exon.
UAUUUUAUCGGUAUGUAACUCCCAUCAUAAGUCAAGGAGCAUCUGUACUUUCUAAGGAGAAAUUUUUAAAAGUAGACAUUGCGUAUACACAUUAACUUUAUGUAUACAUGUUGUCAAAUUGUCAUCAAGGACAUUUAUACUAUUGUAUGCCUCCACUAAGAGUGUGAUAAUAGAUGUGUCUAUAUAAUGCUAGCUAACACGUGGUGUUACGAGUUUUUUUUUUUUUUUAAUUGUCAAUCUGAUGGAAAUAAUGGUAAUUUGAUCACUUAAAAAUUCAUCUAAUGAGGUGAGCAUCUUAAAUAUUCUGGCUGCUUUUAUUUCAUUUUAGGAGUCAUGUGUUUAUUGCCCUUUUUUUCGUUUUUCUGUGGAGGCCAUCUUUUUCUUAUUGAUUUAGAAGAAGUCUUAAUAUUUAGAUUCUUUAAUUUCAUAACUUUUAAUAACACAAUUGAUAGUGUCCUUUGUCAUAUGUUUUAUGUAGUUUAAUAUAUUUUAUGAUUUCUAUCUUUGGUCAUCUUACACACAGUGAAGUCAAGACUCAUAGAAUUUAAUGUAAGAGCAGGAGAUUUUAAUUUGGGGUUGGUCUGUGGACUUGUAAGUAUUCUGAGGAUGGACUUCAUAGUUCUCAAAUACAAAUGGAAUACGACAUUGGAAUUAUACAUAAAUUUUUAUUUUUCUGGUGACAGAUUCAGUCAAAUUCAUCUGGUUCUCAAAUCAUAUGACUCUUAUGACUCUGUGCCCCCUUUUAUACAGCGUAUAUAUUUAAAUGCCCCUUUUUUCUGUUUCAAGUGAAAUUCAUAGGUAGUAUAAUCUUCCAACCUAUACAAAGGAUUUAAAAAGAAAAUGCAACAUAAUUUUUUCUUGACUGGAACAGAAAACAUGGGACAGACAAAAAUGUUAGAAUACUUUGCCAUGACCACAUUAGAAAACAUAAAGGCUUUUUGCAUUGGAGUUACCUGGAACCGUAAAAAAAAGUUGAUGCCUGUUUCUUUUAAAAUUAAACAUACAGCUGCACCAGUUCCACUCCUAGGUAUUUGCUCGAGAGAAGUGAAAACAUGUCCCCAAAAUGUAUAGGGAGAUUUAUAACAGCUUUAAUAGUCCACAAAUUAAAACAACUCCGCUGUUGGUCAACAAAAAGAACAGAUAAACAAAUUGCAGUGUGUUCAUACACUGGAAUACUACUCUGCAGUCAAAAAGAAUGAACUACUUUUUUCUUGAUGAAAUGAAUAUGAAUGAAUCUCUGAAACACUGUGUUUAGUGAAAGAAGUCAGGUACAGAAGAGUACACACUAUGUGAUGGAUUAUGUUUAUAUGAAGUUCAGAAAUGAGGCUAUAGCAUUAGAAAUAUGAGGAGUGAUUGCUUAUGGAAAGUGGGGGCACUGACUGGAUGUAGGGCAGGAGGGUACUUUCUGAGUAGGGGAAAUGUCCUGUAUCUUGAUUGGGGUGUUUGUUACUCCAAUAGAGUUGUAGACUUAAGACCUCUGCAUUUCACUAUACAUAAACUUUACCUCAAAAACAAACAAUGAAACAGAGCAAAAAUACUGAUGCCUAUGUCCUGCCUUCUAGAGAUUCUAAUUUAAUUGGUUAAGGGUGUUGGCCUGGGCAUAGAUAGUUCUCAUGUGCAGCCAGAGUUGAGAAUGAUGCUUUUGUCCUUGGAUGUAGGCUCAUCAUGAAUGCAACUGCUACUCAUGCAGAUUGGCAACCAAAUUAUAAUUAAGAGAGGCAUUGCUGUAAGCAGUAACUCUCACGAUAUUUGCUGCGGCCUGCAGGCGCGAACCGCUGCCGGGUUCUGGCGCGCCCUUUCAGUUCUGCUUGUCGCCGGCACCCCUGCGUUACCCCGAACUGCCGGGCGGAGCAGCAUGACCUCCGCCUUGGAGAACUACGUCAACCGAACUGUUGCCGUUAUUACAUCUGGUGGGAGAAUGAUUAUGGGAACACUGAAAGGUUUUGACCAGACCAUUAAUUUGAUUUUGGAUGAAAGCCAUGAGCGAGUAUUCAGCUCUUCACAAGGGGUAAAGCAAGUGGUACUGGGAUUAUACAUUGUAAGAGGUGACAACGUUGCAGUCAUUGGAGAAAUUGACGAAGAAACAGAUACUGUGCUUGAUUUGGGGAAUAUUCGAGCAGAGCCUUUAAAUUCUGUAGCACACUGAGGAAAAACUACAUACUUGGACACCUGUAAAUCUUUGUACAGAAACUGAUUAUUCUGAGGAUGAUAUAUGGAAUUUUUAUGAAUGUGUAACUGGAUUUUGACUCCUUAUUGAUUCAUUGUAAUGUGUAAAUUAAAAUAUUUCUACAUUUUAUUGGGGAGAGAAAAACGCUUUUUUUUUUUUUGCCUGAAUGUAAGUUUGGUAGCUUGGUUUCUUUUUUUAAUUAAAUAGUGUGAAAAUAUAAUGGUCGUUUUGAAAACUUUUAGCCAAAAGUAGUACUUUUUGAUAUUUUAGUAUUUAUGGAAACUAGUGGAAAAGAGAAAUUAGUGUGCUAUGUAAACCAAGCAUUCAAAUAACAUUAGUAGUAUAGGAUAUAUGUGUUUUCUUUCCCUGAUAUUUAGGAAAAUCACAGGAGGCUAAAUCUUUCCUGGAGUUAUCUGAAUCACCGGCGUUUAUCCGAUUCCACUGGUGGUGGUUUGCUAAUGCUUCUAAAAGUUGCUCUCUAGCACUGAGAAGUGUGGGUAGGUAAAAAUGUGUUUGCUUGAGAAAACAAAAAUGCUAACAAGGUUUUAAUAGAUUGGCCCAAAAUUCCAACUUGAGUAUUAAGAAUUACUAGCAAUGGUAGAAUUCACAGAGAUAAUUGGUAAAGUCUCUUGAUGCCCAAUUGAUUAGGUAUGAAAGUAAUACGAACACAUUAAUGUUGAAUUUUACAGACAGUAUAUUAUGUGAAAAAAAUUGAUUCCAUGUAGUCUUCAAUUUUUAAUUUUUAAGAAUUGUAAUAUUAGUGUUUAUAAAUGUGAGUAAAUUAAGUUUAUAUUGAAGUAGUGCUAGCUAUUAUUGUCAGCAAUUUUCCGUGAUUCAUUAUCCAUAAACCUGAUUUCAGAAGACACCAACUUAGUUUUUUAAAUAAUUGAUAGAAAUAAUGUUGUAAGUAGUGUUUAGAUAUCCAGGCUAGUCCACAAAAUUUCUGAUCAACUCAUGUAUAGGCCAAAGUGUGUAUCUUUGUGAUGAGAAGAAAACAGAAAAAUGUUUACAUCCUUGUGGAAAAAAAAAAAAAGAUAUUGCUUAUCCUUGACAAGAUUUUUUCAAGCGGAGAGACACCACUUGGGAAAAUUUCAAACAAGUUUAAUCUUCCCUUAAUUUACAGUCUAUUAAACUACUGUGUAAAAAAACUCCAUCCCUUUUUCUUUAUAUGUGUACAGUUAGGUUCUAGGCUUAGAUAAUUGUAAAAUUUUUUUCAGCUUCAGGGCUGGAGGACAUUUAAAAUAAGUUGGUACAGGAUAUUAACCAUCACUGGCCUUUGACAAGUCCAUUCAUUGUGACAAUGAAAAUGUUCUCAUGUAUUUUCAAAACGACUCUUUUGACAACUACUGACAGUCUCAAUUACCUAAACCUUCCCAUCCAUAUGUGUUUAAUUUCCAUUAAUAGGGAAACAUUUUAAACAUUUGAUAAAAACCUUCUUAAAACAUCCCAAUUUUAGGUCCACAAUUCCUUCUGUGCAAUUCUGAAAUUCAGAAAUUCCUGAAAAUUGAACUUUUCUCUUUUUUUGCUGUCUUCGCUUUGCUCCCAGUUAAAAGGACUGCUUAAAGAGGGCAGGUCACCUUAGUUAUGCACAAGCAAGUGUUCUGAUACUGUAGCCUCACCCCUGGGCAUGAACUUUUUUCCCUAAUUCAUUUGGUUGAUAAAAUAUGACUUACACUGAACUGCGAUGUGAGGCUAAUAUUGGUGUUUAUUUAUAUCAUUUUCCCAUGAGAGUUAAUAUUUAUAAAUUAUACUUCUCUGCAGCAGUAUUUUCCAGAUUCUCAGUUCUGAAGCACAUCUACUGGCCUGAAGAGUUUGAAUAAGGGACUGUAGAUCUCUAUUGCCAAUGUAAAUGUAUUAGUUGUAAUUAUUAAGAGCAGGAGUUUUUAAUUUGGGGUUGAUCCGUGGACUUGUAAGUUAACAUUAGCUAGCAGUUAAAGUUAGUGAAAAUGCUGUUUUUGAGGGGCUUGGGAGUCUAAUAAAAGAGCAUCCAGGCUUAUUUCCAUUAGGAAAUUCCAGCUUUAUUUUAUAAUAUUAAGUGUGACUAUUGAUAACUUUUUUUUUGUCAGUUCUCUUAUUCUGUAGUCUACUUCUUUUGCAUUUGAAGUAGAGAAUGUGUGAUGAUGAAUUUUAGGUAUCUUUGGUGGGGAGGGUACUUUUUGGUUUUGAGAGUAAGUGGUCAAUUUGACUGAGAUGAUUCCUGUGCUGGUAUCAUGGGAGCAUACAGAUGAGUCACUAAUGAGGUGUCUUACAUAGUACUGUGUCUUUUUGGUGCUGCAGAAAGCUAGUUGUCUGACGUUUUACCAGAGAGUUGUAAAACCAAGUAAGAUUUCUUAUAAGUUGUAUAUAUUUUAAGUUAAUAUCUGAAAGAAAUGCCUGUUAGAGUAAUUACUAAAGUGCUUGACUAUGUCACAUUUUUUAAAGCUAUGUGGAUGGAAGAGCAAUUGUUGUUUGUAAAUGUAUAAUGUAUAUUAAAGAUGAUAUGUGAGUAAAGAGAAUCAAGAGUGUUUCUACAUUUGAAUGCAAAAGUUCUAUAGGUCAGUGAUUUCCUUCCUGACUUGUGUCCCAAAAUGUAUAUAAAAUGUGUUUAAUUCAGCAUUUCUUGUUUUCUUCUUAAAUUGCCACUAUGAAAUUUUAUUGGAAAAUUGGAGAAAUUGGCUAUUGAGCUACUAGAAAAAUGUCAGAAUCCAUCCGUAAGGCUUCAUAGUUUAAAAUACAGGUUUAUAGAUGUGUGUGUGUGUGUGUGUGUGUGUGUGUGUGUGUGUGUAAUUUGGGUGUGGAAUAA